Molecule: messenger RNA, 864 nt
Organism: Pieris macdunnoughi
Lineage: Eukaryota; Metazoa; Arthropoda; Insecta; Lepidoptera; Pieridae
Source: the annotation of a GenBank genome assembly
AUGAGUUAUGCUAAGCUUAAUUUUAAAACGACCGAUAAGUCCUGCGAUAGAAAGACUGAUGUAAAACCUGACGUUGUUGCUAAAGAUCAGAAUGGUGCUCAUUACAACUAUUUGAAUACCAAACGAACUAUUAGAGCCGUUGAUGAUAAAAAGCCAAUUAAAAACGUAACAAAUAAUAAUAAAAGCAGUAAAGACAAGGUAUUGGUAAAAAAACCUAUUCCUAAAUUCCAUGAAAUAAGCAGUGAUGAAGAUUAUCAAUCAAAAUACAAGUGGAUGGAGAAACAAGAGUCCGCUGAACACGAAGAUGAAGAUUUUAAUAUCAAUGACUAUGAUUUUGAUAUAAAUCAUGACGAAUUUGUAAGUGGAAGAAAGCCUCUAGAACCAAGAAUUAAAAAUAAUUAUAAACGCCCGAGAAUGAACAAGGCUAAAAGCAACCCAAAGGCAGAUACCGCACCAAAACCAAAAUUACCACGAUCGUUGAUACAACGAAAAGUUACUUUUCCAAAGAAACCAAUAGCGGUAAAAGUAAUCCGGAAUGCAGCUGAGAAAAUGAGAGAAGAAGACUAUGAUCAAGAGUUUUCUACGAGUACUCAGGUAUUGGAAGAAACAACGCAUGGACGAGAUGAUAGUGAUGAAAGUGAUGAAAUUGAUGACAGCAAGGAGUUCCUUAGUCCUAGUUACGUCAGAACUGUAAGGUCACCGUGGAACUUAGGCAGCUUUGUGGAGAAGCUCGGUGAGAGAACUUCAAAUAUGAUGACGAAAUUACUAAGCCACCUUCCAAUAUUUCCACAAAUUCCUUAUGCAAAAAAGGAUGAAGUAGUAACAUUGGACGAACCGGUCAAAAACCCGCUUAGGGGCCGAUAG